GCCCUCCUGUCCCGGCUCCACAGCCAUGGCUUCCAGCGGGGAGGAGCAGAGCAGCAGCUCCCCGGACUGGGGCGACAGCGGCACCGAGCUGUCCGCCGCCGAGCUCGCCGGGGCCGGCGCCUCGCCGCUUGACAGCGGGGAGGAUUUUGAGGUGUUGGAGGACGAGGAGGAYGACCUGAGUGAGCUGCCGCCGCUGGAGGACGUGGGCCGGGGCAGGACACCGGCAAAGGAGGGUGUCCCGGAGCAGGCCCCGGCGCAGGACGCGGAGGAGCCGCAGGAAUGGCUCGAUGUCUUGGGGAACGGUUUGCUCCGGAAGAAGACACUGGUGCCGGGCCAGGGGGAGGAGAGCCGCCCGCACAAGGGCCAGGAUGUCACCGUGCGCCUCAAGGCCACGCGGGAGGACGGCACCGUGGUGGAGCAGGAGCCGCGUCUCACCUUCACGCUGGGCGACUGCGAYGUCCUGCAGGCCCUGGACCUGUGCGUGCAGCUCCUGGAAAUGGGAGAAACGGCCUUGAUCGUGUCGGAUGCCAAGUACUGCUACGGCUCGCAGGGCAGGAGCCCCGACAUCCCACCCGACGCGGCCCUCACCCUGGAGGUGGAGCUGCUGGAGGCUCGGGAUGCGCCGGACCUGGAGCUGCUCCCCGGGAAGGAGAAGAUAGCGCUGGCCAACCGCAAGCGGGAGCGCGGCAACUUCUAUUACCAGCGGGCAGACUACGUGCUGGCCAUCAACUCCUACGACAUCGCCCUCAAGGUCAUCGGCUCCAGCUCCAAAGUUGAUUUUAGCCCCGAGGAGGAGGCCGAGCUGCUGGACGUGAAGGUGAAGUGUCUGAACAACCUGGCRGCCUCCCAGCUCAAACUGGACCAUUACGAGGCAGCGCUCAAGUCCUGUAACCUGGUCCUGGAGCACCAGCCCGGGAACAUCAAGGCCCUGUUCCGAAAGGGCAAGGUCCUGGCCCAGCAGGGCGAGUACCGCGAGGCCAUCCCCAUCCUCAAGGCGGCUUUGAAGCUGGAGCCUUCGAACAAGACCAUCCACGCCGAGCUCUCCAAGCUGGUGAAGAAGCACGCGGACCAGAAGAGCGUGGAGACGGAGAUGUACAGGAAGAUGCUGGGCAACCCCGGCGGCGCCCCGGCCAAGUGCCGGGACAAGCUGCCCUGGGCCAUUCCCUGGAAGUGGCUCUUCGGCGCCACGGCCAUCGCGCUCGGCGGCGUCGCCUUGUCCGUCGUCAUCGCGGCCAGGAACUGAUGAGGA
This is a messenger RNA of Nothoprocta perdicaria, 1249 nucleotides long. RefSeq names its product FK506 binding protein 8 (gene FKBP8). Lineage: Eukaryota; Metazoa; Chordata; Aves; Tinamiformes; Tinamidae. Bases 26 to 1243 code for a protein of 405 amino acids. The transcript has 8 exons. Gene Ontology annotation, molecular function: peptidyl-prolyl cis-trans isomerase activity; protein binding. The record is from RefSeq and is a predicted model, not a curated record.